Messenger RNA from Apus apus (common swift), 928 nucleotides. RefSeq names its product interleukin 18 (gene IL18). Gene Ontology annotation, molecular function: cytokine activity. The transcript has 5 exons. The record is from RefSeq and is a predicted model, not a curated record. Bases 248 to 871 code for a protein of 207 amino acids. Lineage: Eukaryota; Metazoa; Chordata; Aves; Apodiformes; Apodidae. Gene Ontology annotation, biological process: inflammatory response; immune response.
GUAAGUGCCACCAGGAUAAACUGCUGGCGUCAGCAGAUCGCCUUGGGGAAAAGUCCCGGUUUCUUCUGCACGGGGUUCAGACUCUUUCAUUCCGUCGGGGAGGCUGGAGAGGAAAACGAGAUCAAACCAAAGCAAGACACGCGCCCUUCCCUCCCGGCUCACCGGGUCGCAUGAGGGUGAGGGUGCCACAACAGCUCUGGGGACAGCCCCAUCGGCACCUGAAGGCUUUUGGCUCCCCAGAGGGAAGAUGAGUUACCAAGAGUUCCCGGUGUGUCCCGUGCAACCGGCUAGCAACCCCCUCCUCCGCUUUGAAGGUCGUUCCUCCCCGGAGAUGCCCCCGGGGGCUGCUUUCUGCACAGAUCAAAAGCCUGGGCUGGAAUGUGAUGCCCUUUGUAGGGAAAAAGUUCUCCACCAAGUCCUGCGAAACGUCAAUAGCCAAUUGCUCGUGGUGAGACCGGAUUUAAACAUUGCAGCUUUUGAAGAUGUGACAGAUCAGGAGAUGAAAUCUGGCAACGGAAUGCACUUCAGCGUUCACUGCUACAAAACCACCACCCCCUCAGCAGGGCUGCCUGUCGCGUUCAGUGUCCUGGUGGAAGACAAGAGCUACUACAUGUGUUGUGAGGAAGAACGUGGGAAGAUGACAGUUCGAUUUAAGGAAGGAGAAGUUCCCGCAGAAUUUCCUGGUGAAAGUAACAUCAUCUUUUUCAAAACGGCUUUUACACGUAGUUGCUCCAGAGCAUUUAAGUUUGAAUACUCGCUAAAACAGGGGAUGUUUUUGGCCUUUGAGCAAGAAGGUGGCUUAAGAAAAUUAAUUCUAAAGAAAGUGUCAAGAGGUGAAGUGGAUGAGACCGUGAAGAUAUAUCCAGCUUAAGAAAGAAUGAAAGUCACAGCAUGUCCCGUGUUUCACAUUUUAAAAUAAAAUUUGGGG